AGGUCUUCAUUACGCACGUGUUAGAAACAAAGUUAAAACUUUUUAAGAUAGUUUAUUCCCGAUUCUAAUCAAUGGAUGCCAUGAAGUUCUACAACAAAUUAAAUUUGCUUAUUAUUCUUGAAAUAUUAAUUCUUUGUUUUUGCUGGAAUACUUUCACUAAUUGUUUUAAAAUUAAAGCCGCGAAGAUAAAUCCAAACAAAAUUGACGAUAAACAAUUACUACACAUUAAAGAAAAACCAGGAUUUGGAAAGGAAUUCGUUGGUAACAAGCAUGAAAAACGAUUUAUGCCUGCAAUUUUGGAAGAAUUUUUCACUUCUUUCAAAAAACGUAAAUUGACUUCGUUCAAUUUCACGUGGCCCGUGAAGAGAGUUGCCGAAAUAGAUGGCGAUGUCAUCCUCGGCGGUUUGAUGAUGAUACACGAGAGAGAGGACCAGCGCAUCUGUGGUCCAAUUAUGCCCCAGGGAGGGAUACAAGCGCUCGAGUGCAUGCUGUACACUAUGGACUGGGUUAAUGACCAGAAAGAUUUCUUACCUGGUAUUAAGCUUGGAGCAUAUGUCUUGGACGACUGUGAUAAGGACACUUAUGGUCUAGAACAAGCUGUGGAUUUUAUCAAAGGGUCCAUCAGUAACAUUGAUGAUGGUACUUACCGCUGUCCAGAUGGAUCGUCUCCAGCCAUUCGACAUAAAAGAAUAUCUGGAGUACUUGGAGCUGCAUCAAGUGUCACUUCCAUACAAGUAGCGAAUUUGCUUCGGUUGUUUAAAAUACCCCAGAUUAGUUUCUUCUCAACAAGCCCAGAGUUAAGCAACAAACAGAGAUUUGAGUAUUUUUUGAGAACUGUACCAUCAGAUACAAACCAAGCUGAUGCAAUGGUACAAAUUAUUCAACAAUUGAACUGGACCUACAUUUCAAUACUGUAUGAAGAAUCAAAUUAUGGUAUACAGGCAUUUACAGUGUUAGAAGAACUGCUGUCUAAGAAUGAUAUCUGCAUAGCUGUCAAAGAAAGACUGACCAAAGAUUCAGGAGUAGCUGGAGACUCAUAUUAUGACAGCAUUGUUCAAAAGCUAAUGUCGAAGCCGAAAGCCAGAGGUGUCAUAAUUUUUGCGUCAGACCAGGAAGUUGCUGGAGUGAUGAGAGCUGUACGCCGAAGCAACUGUACUGGUACUUUCUCUUGGAUCGGAAGCGACGGUUGGAGUGCUCGUUCUUUGGUCUUUGACGGCAAUGAAGAACAGGUUGAAGGUACCGUAUCAGUCCAACCGAAGGCACAUCCUGUUGAAGGAUUUGAUCAAUACUUCCAAUCACUGACAGUUCAAAACAAUAUAAGAAAUCCCUGGUUCACAGAAUUCUGGGAACACUUUUUCAACUGCAAAUGGCCAAAUAGUUUAAUGACACCUUAUAAUCAACAAACUGACAGAUCGUGCACAGGACAGGAAGUCAUUUCGCCUAAAACUGGCUAUGAAGCUGAAAAACAGUUACAGUUUGUGAGUGAUUCUGUUUUGGCUUUCGCUUAUGCCUUGAAAGCUAUGCAUGCUGAUAAAUGUGGUGGAAUACCAGGUUUAUGCUCAAAAAUGAAGCCAAUUGACGGAGCAGUGUUUCUCAACUAUUUGAAAAAUGUUUCAUUUAAAGGACUUAGUGGUGAUGAAUUCCAUUUCUCUGAAAACGGUGAUGGGCCAGCUCGAUAUAAUAUUAUCCAUUUUAAACAAAUAUCUCCUGGAGUUUACAAAUGGAUUCGCAUUGGGGAAUAUAGAGACGGAGAACUGAAUAUCAGUCUCCCAGACAUACGUUUUCGAUUGGAAGAACCAGCAAUGCCCGAGUCAGUGUGUAGUCCCCCGUGCCUAACAGGACAGGCAAAGAAAUACGUAGAAGGCAGCAAGUGUUGCUGGCAUUGCUUCAACUGUACUAAAUAUCAGAUCAUUCAGCAUGAAACUACAUGUUAUGAUUGUCCAUUAGGAUACUUACCUAAUACAGAGCACACUAUCUGUGAAAUGAUUCCUUUACAAUAUAUGAGAUUAGAUAGCUAUUGGGCCAUAGGUAUAAUGGCAUUUUCUACGUUGGGCAUUAUUAUAACGUUAUUCGUCAUUGCUGUAUUCUUUAAGUAUAGAGAGACACCUGUUGUGAAGGCAUCUGGUAGAGAACUUAGUUACGUUCUUUUAGCUGGCAUAUUUCUUUGCUAUGCUAUUACUUUUCUUUUAGUUCAGAAACCGUCAGAUAUCAAAUGUGGUGCUCAAAAAAUGGGAAUCGGUCUCUGUUUCACUAUAGUAUACAGUGCUGUCCUCACUAAAACCAAUCGAAUCGAUCGCAUUUUCAGAUCUGGAGCUCGUAGCACCAAAAAGCCCAGCUUCAUUAGCCCCAAAUCUCAGUUGCUAAUCUGUGGAGGCAUCAUAAGCAUUCAAGUAUUAUUUUCAGCAAUGUGGAUGGGAUUUCGUCCUCCAAGAGCUAUGCACUAUCAUCCGAAUCCUGAUGAAAGCCAUCUUGUGUGUGCUGCAUCCAUUGAUGCAACUUAUAUGGUAGCCUUUGCCUAUCCAAUGAUUCUCAUCCUGAUAUGCACUGUAUAUGCUAUCCUUACAAGAAAGAUCCCUGAAGCAUUUAAUGAGUCAAAGUUCAUAGGAUUUACAAUGUAUACUACAUGCAUUGUCUGGUUAGCUUUUAUACCAUUAUACUUUACCACAACUGAUCAUGAUGAAAUCAAUGUAUUUACAAUGUCCGUCACCGUGAGCAUUAGUGCAACAGUAACUUUAUUUUGCAUGUUUACACCUAAGUUGUAUAUAAUUUUAUUGCACCCGGAGAAAAAUGUGAGACAACCAUUGAUGAAUCAAAAUAAAUUUGGGGGAGGAAAUGACAACCGUUUAAUUCCAAGCAAGAUUGAACAGAGCGCAACAUCUGAAGGUUCCCUUGAAGCCAGCGAUGUGAAUUGUAAACCGUGUGCAAAGCUAAUUGCACAGAAAACCAGCAGUACCCAAACUAACAAUGGAAACACUGAUGCAGAAAUCACUAAAUGUACCAGUUGUAUGGCAAUAGUUGAUAAGGAAUAGAAUAAUUUGACCACCAUAAUUCAGUCAUGUGAAAAAAUACUUACGACAUGCAAGAAAUCGUACAUUCUUUAAAGUUAAAAAUAGUGACUCACUUAAAUUUUUGUCAUUUCCUAGCCAACACUAAAUUAUGUUAAAAGACCUUAUUUGAAAUAAAUGCAAUUGAAGGACAGAAAAGUGAAUACGGGGGACACAUUUUUUGAAAAUCUGAUGGACCAUAUAAAAAGUCCAGUAUAAAAGAACAAGGUAGGUUAAUCACCAAAAAUUAUGUACGAUCAUGUUUAAUAUAAUCAUCUUGGAGAUUAAUGCAUUUAUCGUAUCGGUGGAUAAAAUUUUUCCAUAUUUUCCUCGAAACAAGUUGUCGACAAUGAUGUGAUAUGGGCCUUAACGUUCCUUUGAAAUACCUCAAUAAUUUCGAAUUAUUAUGUUGCCACUCCAGCAAAUUCUUCUAUUCUAGUAAAAAAAAAGAAAAUCGCACGAUUCUAAACCACAUCAUUGUGAGACGAAGUCUGUCGCCAAAGAACAUCUGGUUUCAAAGAGUUGAUCAGGUUGUUCGAAGAAAUGAAGAUUUAUAGAAUCCCAGUCAAAAAGCUGGCAGACCAGGACACAAAAAUUGAGAUUUCUUACUAUGAUUUUUUAGACGUUUCCGUUCCAUUUUAUUCUCUUAAAAGAACUCAAAAAUCAUCCAGAAUAAUGAGUAGCUCCAAAGGAAUAUUAUGAUACAUAUUACAUCAAUAGAAGCAACAUUUUUCGAAGAAGGGUUAGAAAUCCUAAGCCACCAAUAUGACAAAUCCCUGAAUCUCCACGACAAUUAUGUAAAAAAACAAAUCAUGCUGCGUCAUAAAUUUUGGUAAUGAAUUUAUUUUGUUUUCUGCCUUUGCUUUUACUUAUAAUAAAUUUAUUGGAACUUGAAAAUAAAAUGGGCCUUAUAUUUGAGUUUUAUAGAUUUAUUCAAAAUCUCCA
Molecule: messenger RNA, 3989 nt
Organism: Argiope bruennichi
Lineage: Eukaryota; Metazoa; Arthropoda; Arachnida; Araneae; Araneidae
Product: metabotropic glutamate receptor 6-like
Exons: 7
Coding region: 72-3029 (985 amino acids)
Biological process (GO): G protein-coupled receptor signaling pathway
Cellular component (GO): membrane
Molecular function (GO): adenylate cyclase inhibiting G protein-coupled glutamate receptor activity
Source: RefSeq, a predicted model, not a curated record